This is a messenger RNA of Vespula vulgaris, 1603 nucleotides long. It is a transcript of the gene Aptx, whose product is annotated as aprataxin. Bases 210 to 869 code for a protein of 219 amino acids. Gene Ontology annotation, molecular function: single-stranded DNA binding; double-stranded RNA binding; DNA 5'-adenosine monophosphate hydrolase activity. The transcript is spliced from 4 exons. NCBI's taxonomy places the organism in Eukaryota, Metazoa, Arthropoda, Insecta, Hymenoptera, Vespidae. Gene Ontology annotation, cellular component: nucleus. Gene Ontology annotation, biological process: double-strand break repair; single strand break repair. The record is from RefSeq and is a predicted model, not a curated record.
CUAUACUACGUACAUAUGUAUGUACUUACUUAUUUGUAGGUCUCGCGUGUUUCCGUUUGAACGUGAAACGUUAAAAAUCAUAUUAAAUCGCUCGACCGGGUGGUUCCUCAAAUAGAUGGAUUGUUUUACGUCGUGCUGGGAUAUUCAUACGUAGACUGAUCUUGGUUCGAUUCGCCAUAUAAUGCUCCUUUAAAUCAAGAAAUAAACAUAUGAACGUACAUAGGAUAGUAAACCGAUUUCUAUUGAUCGCGUUGGAGAAAACAAUGAAACGUAAUGGAAAAAAGAAUUUAACCAAAGCCGUAACAGCUACUUUACCGAAAAAGAAUCAUUGGUCGUUAGGCUUACUCGAUUCUAUGAAAGAUCCGACUCUUAAAGUCGUGGAGGACGAUAGCAUAGUCGUUAUCAAAGAUAAAUAUCCAAAAGCAAGAUUUCAUUAUCUGAUUUUGCCGAAGGAAAAUAUUUCUACAGUUUGGAAGAUUCAAAAGAAUCAUGAGAAUCUUCUGUGGCAUAUGGACGACGUUGCGGAAGAACUAAUUAAAAAACAUUCGGGACACAAGUUCCUUAUCGGGUAUCAUGCUGUGCCAAGUAUGCAAAGAAUGCAUUUACAUGUGAUUAGUACAGAUUUUAACAGUCCGUGUUUAAAAACGAAAUAUCACUGGAACAGUUUUACAACGCCAUUCUUUAUCUCUUCCAAAGAAUUAUGUAAACAACUCAAAGAAAACGGAGAACUCAAAAAGAUAAGUUCUACGACGGCACAAAAGUAUUUAAAUAGUGAAUUAAAAUGCCACGAGUGUUCGGUGAAGCCAAAAAAUAUGGGCGACUUGAAAAGGCAUCUACUCUCGUCGCAUUUGUCAGAAAAGUGGGAAUGAACGUUCUUUUUAUUGGACACUGUAGACCGUGUUAUUUUCUCGACCAAAAAUUUGAAGUCGAUGGCAUUUCCUGUGUCAUCCAGCCAUGAUUUCCAGUUGAUAUCGACUGUAUUUGGUGCGAUCCAGUAGCAGCUAGUGUUUCAAGGAAUCGUUUAAAACAUGACGUGUAAUAAUUAUCGAUAACCAGCUUUGAACGUAAGGAAUAAAAUUAUAUCGCUCGCGAGCGACACAUCGUAUUCGUAUAAUAUUCGUUAUAGAUUAUUAUGAAACAAUUUUGGAUCGAGGUAAAGAAAACUUUGAAAAUAUGGUUCAACAAUUCUCCGCUCCAUAUAUUUCACUUUUUUCCAGUUUAAUUCACUCUACGGAUAGUUUGUUUCCAGCUCCUUUAAAUCAAGAAAUAAACAUAUGAACGUACAUAGGAUAGUAAACCGAUUUCUAUUGAUCGCGUUGGAGAAAACAAUGAAACAGUAGCUUCACUCUUUGGAAAGUUAUUUAAUACGAAACACAACAUUUCCGCAGGAAUAAAACGAAACAAACAAGUGUAUCAAUUGCCGUCAAGUUCGUUCGUAAUAAAAUGAAUAAAUAUAGUUGCCAUAUGUGUAUCAGGAUUAGGAUCGACAUUUUUUGAUGGUUUUUCGUAAAGAAAGCAGUCGGGUUAUAUGUUUCGGAAAAUUUACUAUAAAUAAAUUUGAUGUUAAUAGGUUUCGUCGCCUAUAAUAUCAAUUACGUGCUAA